Messenger RNA from Pecten maximus, 1882 nucleotides. RefSeq lists its product as uncharacterized. Lineage: Eukaryota; Metazoa; Mollusca; Bivalvia; Pectinida; Pectinidae. The coding region runs from base 117 to 1178 and encodes 353 amino acids. The record is from RefSeq and is a predicted model, not a curated record. The transcript has 5 exons.
UGUACGCAACUGGGUGUUGACGUCAGAAGUAUAUAUAUACACAGUGUCGUAAUCUGGUGUAGCUUUGUAUUUGAAGAAGAUAUACAACCGUCUGCUAGGCCCACAAUUGAUCAAACAUGGCCGCAUUAAAUUUGUACAAGCAGACUGUUAGGAAAGCUUUGGGAGACCCAGUCAUAUGCUCCGGUGUGAAAUUGGCCCGUCAUCUGGGUGUGCUGGACACGAUAUCUCAGAAACCCAUGGCGGCACGGGCAAUUGCUACUCAGCUUAACAUGAAGGAAAGGUUCAUAUUGGAGCUUAGUCAUGCGAUGACGGCAUCAGGCGUUGUUUCGAUGAAUGCAGAAGGAAUACUAUCCAUACCGAAAGAGGACACCGCAUUUUUGCUUGAGGAGGCAGGAAAAGCCAAAUGGGAACCCCACCUGGAGGCUACAUUACCUGUUCUUUUAAAAUGCUUCCCUGUGGAUGGCUCGAAAGGUUAUAAUCUUGACGAAGCACCAGCCGUGUUGGAACUAAUCAAUCAAAGUCGGGCCCCUGCUACCGAUAAAUUGAUCAAAGCUUUCAUAGCCAAUAUAAACCUGUACCACCCAGAUAAACAAAAUAUAACCGAUGUCCUGGACUUCGGAUGCGGUACAGGAGAUAUCACCGUUCCUCUUGCCAAAAGUCUGGACGGGGUGUCUGUUACAGGAUGUGACACGUCCCCUCUAGCCAUAGAAAGUGCAACGAAAGCGUCUGGGGGAGUUAAGAACAUUAACUUUGUUCAGGUAGAUACUAAAACACUCGACGAAAGUUGGACCAAGAAGUUCGACGUUAUACUCUUGUUUGAUGUUCUUCACGACCUUCCGUACCCAGAGGAGACAAUGACACAGGUAAAAAAUGUGCUGAAGGAUGAUGGGAUACUGAUCAUCAUUGACCCUGGUGUCAGCAGUAACCCAUUGAAUAAUCUUAAUAACCCCCGCGCCGCCUACGCACUGACCGUCAGCACCUUCUACUGUGUUCCCAGCAGCUGUAACCAUUUACAUAGCCAUGCCUUGGGUGUCAGCUGGGGUAAUGAAAAUAAAGAGAUGUUUCUUACCAAGCAAGGGCUGAUAAUCAAAAACCAGAUAGCACUUCUAGAUAGUUUGUUCUUUCAUACGUUUGUCUGUGUCAAAGACGCAAAGAAGGGUAAAAUGGGAAAGAAAUAAUCACCCUGUCACCUCUCGAGCGGCAAACUUUAUACUAUUUAUAUUUUAUCUGUCGAGCCGCAAAUAGUUAUACCAUAUAUAUAUAUAUGUCAUCUCUCGAGUGGCAAAUAGUUAUACCAUAUAUAUGUCAUCUCUCGAGUGGCAAAUAGUUAUACCAUUUAUAUGUCAUCUCUGGGGCGGUAAAUAGUUAUACCAUUUAUAUGUCAUCUCUCGAGUGGCAAAUAGUUAUACCAUUUAUAUGUCAUCUCUGGGGCGGCAAAUAGUUAUACCAAUUAUAUGUCAUCUCUGGGGCGGUAAAUAGUUAUACCAUUGAUAUGUAAUCUCGGUAUAAAGUUAUACCAAUUAUAUUCAAUCUCUCGAGCGGCAUAUAGUUAUACUAUAUUUAUGUAAUCUCUUAACGACAUGGUUAUACCAUUUCUUAUGUAAUCUCUCAAUAGCAUAUACAUUGUAGUUAUACCAUUUAUAUGUAAUCUCCCAACGGCAUAUAGUGAUACCAUUCGACCGGUAGAUCAUUACCGACUCCGUGUCGUUACAGAAUCGUUACCUGAACGCUUACAGAUCAUUUGAAUACUGUAUUUUGAUUUGGUCUUGACAUUUUAUUACAUUAAUUUUAUUUGGCAGUUCAGCUGAAUAUGACAAAAGGACACUUACCUGUUUGCAUGUACAUUCAUUCUGAAGAAGAUUAAAAUUAUUGUUAAAUCUUA